This is a messenger RNA of Spirometra erinaceieuropaei, 14895 nucleotides long. Lineage: Eukaryota; Metazoa; Platyhelminthes; Cestoda; Diphyllobothriidea; Diphyllobothriidae. The record is from the annotation of a GenBank genome assembly.
AAAAUAUCUCAAAAUACAAACUAUUAAGUUUUUGUUUUCUAUGACACACACCUACAUGUUUAGAAAACGAUCUAGCGUCCAACUGCUCUCCAUAGUGACAUGGUUAAAGCCAAAGAGUAGCUUUUGCAAAUUAUUUUAACCAAUACUUCCCAAAUAGAAGAAAUAUUUUAGAAACACAAACAGAAGUCAUGCGUACACUUUAAAGGUUCACUGCAUUUAGUCGGAAAUAGUUAAUAUAAAGUAUAAACGUCAUGUUUAAAACCAUUAAUACUUAACUAACCUCAGUUGAGGAUAGUUUUGCCUUAUAAAUAUGUUUUGUAUGUCGUCAUUGCGUUCAUUUUGUUUGCCGCUAAACGCACUGCAGACCGUCGAUUUUUAAAAUCCUGAGGGGAACUGGAUACAUUGAAAUACGUUGCUGGUUUGCUGAGAAUGUUGCCGAUGACAGUCGUCUGAGAAGUAACUUGCAACAAUUUUCUAAACUUCAUUUACGGUGUGAGUUGUAAAUUUUGAUUAAAACAACGUAAACGGAAUUAGUUGUAAAAAAACAGGUCAAACAAAAGUGGGCCUUCAUAAUCAAACAAGUUCACUUGUUGGAGUGCCGACCAAAUAACGGAAAGUUAUGACUAAAUUUAUGCUCUGUAUUAUGUUUUAUCCAUUCACGUCAGAUUGCUGAAUUUAUAACUUUUCCUAUGCACUUUCUUUUAAUUAUAGGUAAUUGAUGCGAUGGUUAUUUUGGUAUCUUUUUUGUCGGACAUAUGUUAUGUUAGAGUUGACUCCCAAGAGAUAUCUGCAAUGGUCAUUCUCCUUUUGUGGAGGAUUGCGAGAUUGAUAAAUGGUACGUAUUGUUGAUGGGGACUUAUUUGUCUUUAAACGUUGAGAAAAAGUCGUACUUUUGCUUCGAGUUUACUAAAGUAGUGUUAGUUAUUCAAAAUCUUAGGCCUAAGCGGUUUUUACCAUGCAAACAACAACUCCAAAUACUAAAAGAUCCCGAAAUCAUUUCUUGUCUGCUUUUUCAGCAAUGCUCAUGUAUGAACGUCAAAGGUGUGAAUUUCGGGUAACUUUACAAAAGCGUGCGAGACGUUUAGGGGAGAAAAAAGUUGAUAAUCUAGAACGCGAGAAGGAAUUACAGCAGGUAGGUUUAUUUCAUAAAAUUGCAAUAUUUCUUAGAGUUACCACCAAAAUGAAAUCGCGCCCAUUUAAUUCUCGUUUAUGUAAAAGUAUAGUAAACCAUAUCCGUUAAAAUCACAUUCACAGCUUAAAGCAGUUGUUGUGAAAUGUGUUUUUUUCAGGUCGAUUGUUUCAAUAUUACAAGCAUUAUUUAAAUGUAAAAUAAUUAACUUCUUUCCAGAGAGGACGAUGUGCCAGCACUUGUUACGAGUAAAACGCUGACACUGUGCAAUUUUAAAUUUUAAAAUUAACCAUUACAAAUUGGCUUUUAGCCUGACCGUUAUCUUAUGCAUCAGGACUUUGAUCUUUUCAAUGGUUUGGUUCUCAAUUAAUCAAUUUAGAACGAUUAUCUUUGGUAUUUCGAUAUUUCAUUCUUUUAGAUUUUUAUUUUGGUAACGUUUUUAUCGAAAUACUUAGAAACAUAUAUUGGCGCUCGAAGAACUCUUAAGAUCACUUGGCUCACCGGAGGAAACCAUACGCGAUUGCAAGCCCCGCUGUAAGUAACAUUUUGAGCAAAUGCUUGAGAUUUCAUUAAAAAACAUUGGUAAAUCAUGCUGCGCGCCUGGUUGAGCGUUUAUUUCAAGUGCACUUUACCAUAGUUAGUGGGACGAAUGAGUUAUUGGGGCUUUGUCAACUUGUGUUUGAUUGAAUUGCUCCGCUUAAAUAUGCUGAAUUACUUCAGCGUGGUGUUUAAAAGCAUUUUGUAUCUUAAUUCUACAGGUAAAUCACAACUAUUCGUGCGGAAUUGCACAAUGCUUGUGGUUAAAGCGGUUUUUGGAGGUUUUAUUCCAUAGGUAACGGAUCAACUAGAGCAAAACAUUUUAUUUGAUCCUGUCCAAUCUACUUUUGUGGUGCGAUAGCGUACGCAUUGCUCCCUAACUCUACCAACAUAGAUUGCCAAUGCGGCUCCAGCACUUCCUACUGCCUAGACCUAUGCUACUAGAGAGUGACAUCCAGAACGGUGUGCCAUAUAAUUAACUGAAAACUGAUGCUUGGAAUGAUAACACAGAUAGAUUCAGCAGCGUAAACGUCAUGGCUGGGGCUUUUCAAAGAAACGUAAAUUUACUUUGGGCGAUCUUAGUCUCCAGAAAAAUUUGCAGUACGUAUCCAAAUUCAGCAGACAUUUACCAAUAUUUUUCAAGUAGAAAAGAUCACAUAAGUGAAUUUGAGAAAUUGAUCUGCAACGACCAUAAUCUCCAGGCAGUCCCAGAAUGAUGUUAUUUUUUCUUUAAGUGGAUAUCCUUUAUUCCUUUCACGUGAAUUUCACCGGAAAACAACGAUAAAACUGCCUGUUUUAUAACUUCAAUUUUAAGCAUGUACGAAUCCACUGUAGUUUUAAAAAAGGGGCGAGCAGAAGGUUUACUUCAGUACCGCUUGCCAAUGAAUUUACAUCCUCUUCGAAUUUCCUCUCUAAAGGAGGGACACAUAUUACGUAAAGAGCCCACAAACGAUCGUAAAUUUUGUAGACCAGCAUGUUUGUAAGUGUCAUAAUAAUUUUCUUCGUAGCACGUCUGCAUGAUUCUGCGCAUUGUCACUUGAUGUUAGGUAAAUAGCCAUGCCAACGUCUUAUGGCUUCUCACAAUUGAAGACAUUUUAAAAACCGAACUACUACCCUGCAGCAGACAGGAAAUUUGCAAAGAGUUUAUCUUUCAGGUACGAUAAGCAUUUGGAGAAGUUGUCUGUGCAUUUUUGUCAAAAUGUACAACUAAAUGCGCACAGAAAUCAAACGCAAUUUAGAUGCAACUGCUGGGUUUCAGAGUACAGUGUCCAUAAUUGACCAGAAAUAUGUCCACUUAAAAGCCUGCAGGCCGGAUUUAGAGCUAUUUUAAUUGCUCACUGGCUAUUUAUAACAUUUCCUGUCUGAGGUUUUCACGCAUAUUUGGUAAAUAAUUCCGUGUGAAAAUCAGAAGUAACGCGCCAGGCAUUUUUAGAUGUUCGUCACUCUAAAGAGCAAACCCAGAACGCUCUAAAAUCCAUCGCUGCCCUGACAACAGGAUUCAUGGGGGGCAUGAUCGGCGCCCCCAUAUCGCGUCAGGAGGCGCUGGCUCGCUUUACUGGAAACAACAAUACUGGAAGUCCUUUACAGCCCCAUCCUCAAGUAAGAUUAUCAUGCUCGUUGGCUCAGCCUUGCAUUUACUAAUGCAUGCAACUUCUAUUAGUGGCACUCACAACGCCCUGAUAUAAUUAAUACUCAGAAGUACAAAGAUAGAGAUUAUGAGUAGAAUUCAAAACAUUCGCUUUUGAUAGCUGUGAGCUUUAUUGAUAAUCAGAGUACAAAAUUAUUAACCCUUAGAUGAUUAGGCAGUCUUCUUGAUUGCGGUUUUAUGUGUUCAGAAGGAAAACCAAACAGAUACCACAGAAAUUGCUAUUUAAAAGUGCUUGCUCUCCAUACUAUCCACGUGGUUGUAACAAAAGCAAAUAAUAUUUUGCUGCUAGCUAAAUCUGAUUUACUUGCUUAAUUAAAAUUUUGGAUAAAAUGUCCAAAAUAUGUUUCAACAGAUUGUGACUCGCUGACAUAUGCCGGAGUGUGCUGUAGUUAAAUUCAGGGCAAGCUAAGUCUUGUACCCCGAAAACAACAGCGCGGAAUCAACACAGAGAAUGCAACGCAGAUAUCUUUUGUUCAAAUAAUAUCUCAAUAUGGGCAUCGGUUCAAAGUCUAUAAUUGUGCUAACAGACAUAUAUUUGAACUGAAAACAAUACAUUAGCUAGCUUUAGUGAAAGAUAGUUCUUAAAGUGUCCGUUUACUUUUUACCACCAAAAUAAGCACUAACUGAGCAUUUGAAUGAAAAAUGCAAGGAUAGGUUUCCGAUUUCUGCAACCGUAGCUAGAAAAGAUUUUAUCUUUUCCUUACUUGCCUGCUUACGUUUGAAAACUAUUGAAACUUUAUUCCAGACCACUUCCUCCUAACGCACAGAUGAAAAAUGGAAGUCUAUUAAGUUCUAUAGUUGAAUUUUUGGAGCUUUUGUUUAAGUGUCCACCUGGCGUCAGAAACGUCAGUGUCAAACGGAAAAAGCAGACAGUUUAUUGCUUCCGUGACAUAUAAGGUCAACGUAAAACGAUCAUGUACAAAGUACUUUUGAUUUGGCAAAAGAUUGUGCGAACUAUGCGCUAUAAGGUAGCGCAGUACUGGGCAGAAAUUGUCGCUUAAUAUUAAAUGUCUGGACCAUUCGUUAGAAGAUCACAAUCUAAUAAAGUCCACAAGUAAAAACGGUAUCAGGCUUACAGCGCAUACUGAAAGAAAACAAAAAAUAGGGUCUAGUUGCCAAAUUGUUUAUGAAUACUGAAAAGGCUACGAUACGGGUAUCUGUUCUCAUUAAUCGGACAGUUCUCUGAAAUGUGCCUAAAAGUACCCUCUACAGACAUCUCUGUCAAAAGUGCUUCCAUGCAUAUAACAUGUAUACCUCACUUGUGCCUGAUUUCUCUAUUUCAGACGGCACAAUCAUCAAUGAACUCUGGGCUCUUUAUUUCCCGUGAUAACAUCUCUAGCGUUGCCUGCGACUCCCUCAACAGUGGAAGUAGGCUCUCCAUGAAAACCAAUAGUCUAAACAGCAACGAUAUCUUUUCUGUCGGGGAGAACACUGCGGCCGGUACUAUCUACUCCAGACGAGCUCAGCUCAUGCGAAGCCGUGCAGAUAACCUUGUUAGAAAUGUAAUAAUGCGACAGAUGAGCAAUGCACUGGAGGAAGCGCACGAUUCCCCAAGACGUAAACUGGGUCGACACAAAGAAAGCAAACAACUCUUAGCACAGGAGGGCGACAACACCCAGUUAAAGAACUUUAUCAGUGGAAACUACGAAGCUUUUUCCAACAGUUCUCGAACGAGAAACAACAGCGAAAAGUACGUUGUGGGAAACUACAAUUUUGCACACUUAACUGUUUACAGUGAUUAUGCAAGUAAUUUUAUUUAUGGAUACUUGUGGACACAAUGAAACAACGAGUUCUUGAAUUUAAAAAAAUGAUGCCUAAUCGCUAAAACCGGAAUUCUUAUUUGGCAGGCCGUUCAGAUUUUCACUAAAAUACAGCAUUAGAGACAAUUGCAGAUAAAGGUGAUGAACGCUCAAGGAAACAAUAUUCAUAGGAUGUAGUUGUCAUGUCACUACACAUACCUGUUUAAGUAACAGCCCAUGCUUUCAUCUUUGAAGAUAACUUUCAAUGUUAUUAUUGCACGCUUGGCACUACCGACAAAGGCAGGAGACUGGGAUGGCCAUUUCUGGCUUAUUAGCCGUCGUCAGCCAACCAUACCCAAGCCCGAAGUGUGGAACUCCCGAAGCUCGAACUCUCGACCAGAUUGUUAGAAGUCCACGCCUCUAAGCACUGAUCCACGAGCCCGUUGCCCUGUCGGUUUUCGAUAGGGAAUAUGCAAUGGUAGGGGGCGCUCACCGAUCGCUCUUACGGAACUCACUCGUUCCGUUUUGUCUUACGGGCUCUCUCUCGAGCCCAACCAGCAGCCGCACAACGGCGCAUGAUAUAGGUAUAAUGGCAUAAGGGGCGUGGUUAGAGGCGUGGACGCCCCCUGCAAUUGCAUAUUAUCGAUCGAAACCGAUAGGGCAACGGGCUCGUGGCCCAGUGGUUAGGGGCAUGGACUUCUAACUAAUAGAUCGCUAGUUCGAGCCUCGGGUUUUCCACACUUCGAGGUUGGGUAUGACUGGCUGACGACGGCUCAUAAGCCAGAAAUGACCAUUCCAGCCUCCCUUGUCCUUGUCGGUAAUGCCAUUCUGCCUGUAUCAUGCGCCGCUGUGCAACUGCUGAUUGGGCUCGAGAGAGAGCCUAUAAGGCACAACGGAACGAGUGAGUUUCGUAAGAACGAUCGGUGGGCGUUCUCUACCAUUAUUGCACGUUUGCCUGCAUCCGAGGCGCUAAUUGUCGCAAAUUCAUUAUUGCUGUUGCUUAAUGGCAUAAAUACUACUCGAGAAAGUCGCUUUCUGAGAAUCUCCCUUGAAGUAAUGUUCACCCGCAAGCUCCUUUUAUGCUCCUUUUCACUGUCUAGACAAAGUCUCAGCACCGAAGGAGGAGAAAGACAUUGAGUUUGCUAAUAAACUGCGGGCCAGAGAAACAUAAAGCAAACAGCCAGCGGCUCGUGCGGUUAUUGUCUUUUGUGAAAUCUUUGGUCUUAUUGAACUUGAAUUUGUGGCCAGGUGACGUCGAAUGAGGCGCGAGAUAGGAGCUGGUGCCGUCCCUCCUCACUGUUUCAGCGUGCUCGACCAUCCGCGUCCGGAGUAAUCUUUCAAUUUCUCCAGCAGAUUUGCUUUACGAGCAACUGCAUCAGACUCGGUAAACGACUUCAGGCGUUUUUCGCAGUGGCCGUUCGGUCUAACGACUUGGCGCACAACGCUUAGCUCCGGUUUAUGUGAAACAACAAAUUCAAGGGGCGUGAAGAGGCGACAGACGGCUUUCGAGACUUCAUUGACAUAUGACAUUGAUCCCAACAACUUAACGCUAGUAUAAUGGUAUUUAUUUGCUAUAAACACACGGUGAAGACACUGUUAUUAACAAGCCGACAUUGUGCCCAAACUCAGCCGGUUUGCAACUGACUGACUGCUGUUAAGGCUCGUAAUUGCUCUGUAUGGCUCUUCUUAUGCCUGACAAGAAAAUCAACCUGUCGUUUAUUUUUUUUUCGAUUGUAAAUAACCUGUCCACGAGGACCUCAUUAAGAUGUUCCGCGGAGGUUAUUACUUGAUUCAGUCUCAUAGCGACGGGGAUAUCAUUAAGCGUUUUGACUAAUUUAAGUAAUUCAAAUGACCAAACAAUGAAAGCUCGACAACCUCGGUGGGAUUCGCAAUCACGACAACAAGGACAAGGCUUCAGCGAAGCCAUUGGUACAACCACCUGCGUUACGAGGCCUCGGCAGGGGCCGUGGUUCUGACCAUAUUUCGGUCAAGUUACCCGUCCAAACUCCUGAAACAUCUUGAAUGCACCAAUUCAGAUACAGCAAACUGAUUGUCUUAACAGAAUUUCUUAAACAAUCAGUUUCGAAUGCACCAGAUGACUACAUACAAGACUUAUUUUAUCAAUAGGUUUAUUUGACAAAUUUGAGUAAUUUUGCCCAUAUGAUGAAUUCUGCAUUAACGGCUUGGGAAAUACAGCCUGGACAGUCAGCUUACUGUACGAGGAUCGGUGUACACUAUAAGUUGCAGUAGAUUGGUCAAAUUCUUCUUUUCGCCUGUCACUUCCCUUUGACAGAACACUAACUUUGCUACUUUCAUUACGUUGAACGGUUAGAAAUUGGUUUUAUCAAGAGUGGCCUUAAGCCAUGACACCCGUAGUUGCUCCUUUACCUGCUCACGUUAACCAGUUUCGAAUUAAGUCUGAGUCAUAAUUUAACUCCAAGCGGAAGUCCAUACUAAUUGUCUGAUCCUUUACAUAGUAGAAAGACAUAAAUUGCAAAGCAUGGAGUCAUAAUAAUAAAUUUUUAAAACAAUAGCUACCAACAUGUGCAGUAAAUUGUUAUCAACAGUUGGGCUCGUUUUAAACAUAAUUCAAUGACAGUCGUCUGGAACUUUCGCAGUUCGAGUUUAAUAAUAAUUUUCUUAAUCUUAGUAACCGCAGUUCUGAAAGUUUAUGAUAUGCAUGAGAAGAAACAAAAUAUCUUCAGGGUGCUUCGUCAAAAGCAGAUUUUAAGUAUAUUUGGAUUGCUAAUAAUAUGAUGAUCAACUCAGUUUAGAUUAUUUGUUCUAUCUAAAUUCUGUUUGCGCUAUCGCCCUGCAAUGCGUGUCGCCAAACGCCUGGUGCCCCAAAAUAUGCAGUAUUGUUUUUAGGUUUGCUGUCACAACUUCCAAAAUUGCAGUGAAAAUGCUUAAAAACUCUGCUGUCGCGGACGUAUUUAUUGUAUCUAACAGAUCACUGUCUAAUUUUUAAUUAUUUUAAUAAAGAAAUAACAAAAUCUACCCUCGCAUUCCGCAGUCCAAUUUAUAUUAUGUCUUAUUUUGAUCGACGUAUCAACUCCAAUAAUACUGUUAAAAAACCCUUAUUUCUGAUGCCUGUAAUUUUGAAGAGAUCCCGUUAGUAGACAUUAUUAACCAGUUAAAGAAGUGUUCUUGCCUAAAGUGCGUAGGGUAACUGCUUGGCACGAAUAUCCCAAGAGACCAGAAGAAGCGCUUAUGAGCGUUGCUGGACGCCUAAAAGUUGCCUGCUAGACAGGGCUCUAUGCGGCAAAAUCAUGAGCAGACUUGUGAACUAAAGUGAACUUUAAAUGAACAAACUUCUUCUUUUAAACUUUCCCUUUGCUUGGCCUACAUGCUAAGGUUUCAGUCUGAAAUAUUUUCAUACACAGAAUGCCAAUCAUAAACAGGCUUUGAUCUUCCGGUUUAUUUCUGAGGUUUUACUGUCAAGCUAAGAUAAGGCGAAAUGUAAAACGGGUUGUCUGUUGCUUAGUUUUAAGAAGUAAUUUAUGGCGCAUUAUAGAUAUACAACUUUUUUGACUUAGAUGCUAAAAACCACGGUGCUCUCGUCGAGGCUCCAGCCUGCAAGAGCAAGGGCAAGGCUUUGGUACGGCCAAAACUACAGUAGGUGGGCUAACUCAUGAAAUCUCAAGAGAAAUUACAAAAUACGUUUCCGUUUCGAAAGGAUUAAUUAAGUAGGGCUGUAAAACAAAUCAUCGUGCAACAUAAUUCUAUAAUAAUUCAGUUAUCCAAGGACACAGGCAUUCAAACCAACCUCUUUUCGGCUGUAUCGAGAAAUCAUACUCCGUAUAAAAUAACUACUUAAGUAGCAUGCAUUUUUUCAUUGAUUAUCGAUACUCUUAAAGAUUCAAUUAUAUUUCAUGGGAAACGUGCAUAAAAAUAUUCAUUCUUUUGCCCAUUCCGUAAUAAAUUACGUCUUCUUUUAACCGUACACUCGGCGAUGGGUAUGAAUAAAAGUGUCUAAUUGUGAGAUUUUUAAGACCGUAAAAUGGUCUUUCAUAAAACUUCAUGUCUCCGCAUUUACCAAUGUGGCUUGUAAAGUUAACAAUUUGGUUCAAAUCCACUGCUUAAUCUUAUAAACUCUAUAUGGUCGCCCCAUAUAACCGUAAAGAAAUUUGUGAUUUUCCGAACGCAUAAAAUAUACGGCUUGUCGUUUUGAAGCCCUGAAUGCAAGUGUAACAGCAGGUUGGGUUAAAAGUUAUUCGGGGAUUGGAAAAGUUUUAUGAAACCCAAAAACACUCUUCUUUCGAGUGUACGGUUAAAAGAAGACGUACUUUACUACUGAAUGGGCAAAAGAGUGAAUAUUUUUAUGCACGUUUCCCAUGAAAUAUAAUUGGAUCUUUAAGGGUAUCGAAAAUCAAUGAAAAAUGCAUGCUACGGAGUAUGGUUUCUGGAUACAGCCAAAAAGAAGUUUGUUCGAAUGCCUGUGUCCUCGGCCAAUUGCAUUAUUAUAGAAUUAUGUUGCACGAUGAAUUGUUUUACAGCCCUACUUAAUUAAUCUUUUCGAAACGGAAGCGUAUUUCGUAAUCUCUCUUGAGAUUACAUGAGUUAGCCCAUUUACUGUACAAACAUCUGGGCUAUAAAAGCCCGAGCGAGAGCCAGGAGUUCAAUAAGAUUUGAAUCAGGCCACGGCUCCUGCUAAGGCCUUGUGGCUCAGGCAGUUGGUGCACUGAUUGUACUCGAACCUGGCCUUUGCUGUUGUUGACUCGCAUUUCCCCGAGGUCACCAAGGUUUUUGUAACUUGGUUAGAUGAAUACUGCAGAUCUGUCAAAAAAACCAUUAAUAAGGCUACAAAUCCACUUGAAGGGCAAAUAUAAAUGAGUGACAGGGUGAAUGUGAAAUGACAAAAGUCUUUUUAGCUUUCUUCGAUCUACUUCUUUAGUCACUGUGACUUUCUCAUAAAAGAUAUCUGACUACUUUAAAGUCACUGUUUGCAAAAGUUUACCUUCUUGCCGGCCAUUCCGAAACAGUGGACAGUUGUGCUGAAGAUAGUCAUAUCUAAUUAAUUUGCAGUCAUCAGCCAGUAGUAACGAAAUGCAUAGGUAGUUGACAUGCGAUUGCAUGAGUGCGCUUAAGACGUGUAACUCCAGAGCAAAACUGAAAUGUUUAUUCCAGCACUAAAUGCAGAUCAUCCUGCGCAAGUUCCAUGUAUACGCUAAAACGUCCAACGGAUGGCAAGUUUUCGGGGAUAAGUUGUCAAGUGUCUUAUCUUGUAUGUAGAUAUGGAAUUUGAACAAGAGAUCGAUCAUUAAGGGAAUUAUUAAUUUUAUGGAGGUGGAUUCCGCUUGCAGGAAAACCCCAGCAUGCUUUUAAACUCCAUUCAUCGCUGAACUGUGCAGGUUUGUAAAACUAUUCAAGACGUGGUCCGUUGCCCUGAUACAACAAGCAUCUUUUCUAUCCCCUUUAUUAUCGUGCAGCGCCUUUCGUUUUUACAGGUUAGAACAUACCUGAACUGUUUUCAGUUUUUAUUCUGCCUGCAUGAGAUAGCACUGUAUCUCCAAAAAAAUUCCAAUACACUAGCACAACUUUAUUGGUUUAUUUUACAGCCGAAGUGUAAUCGGUGACCGACCCCAUUUAAUGUCAGCCGAAAUCCUGAAAUGCGUUUUCGACUACUUAGAUGGUUUGAGAUAUUGACUAUCGCGCUGCCUAAUUUUGUAAUAUUUCAAAGUCUCAGGAAUGUUGGAUUUUGGAAGCAAUUCGUUAUAAUCGCACGUAAAAUCCGCACUCAUUGGCCAUACAAAUUCAAAUACACGUCAGGGAAAACGUGCACAAAAAUUCUUUUUGUGCUCACCUGUGGCAAAUCACUUAUUUAAAUUUUUUACUCGAAGGAGAGAUAUUUCUGAAUUUAUGAAUUUCGUGAUCUUGCGAUUUCUUAUGUCCAUGAAAUGUUCACUCCUACGGCAUCGCAUCUGAAUAUUUGUUGUUGCUGCCUGUGAGGUAUACAACAGGGUCCUCAUUCAUUGCAAACUUUUAUAAGCUGUAUAUGAGUCUUCUAAAUACAGUAGAAAAUGCAAGAUUUUCCUUUCAUUGAACGUAUACCCCAUGAAGUUCUGAAAUAGUGAAUGCAAGUGCAGUAUCAGAUUGAGAUCAAAAUUACUCGAGAACAAAAGACCCUUUUAGAACCAAAAGAUGAUCUUUCUUCGAAUGUAAAAUAGAAAGAAGAAAGGAUUCGCUAUCAAAUGAAUACGAGAAAGAACGUUUUGCCCAUGUCUUCGAUGGAUAACAUUUAAAUCUAUGCGGGCAUUCGAAAUCAGUGGAAAACUGCAUACUGCAUAAGCAGUCACUUAUUGUCUGUUGCUAUUUUUUAUGCGACUACAAAGGUCGGCAUCCAGAAUUCAACUUCCCUCCGGGCCCGAAAUAUCAUGAUAAUCAAUAUUACAGCGGUACUGAAUAGUACUUUCUUAUCGAAAACGCAUUUCAAAAUUUCAGGUAACAUUCAAUGAGGUCGUUAACUGAAUUCAGUGAGCCUUGGCUUUCGUCUAUUUGUGGAUCUUCAUAGGGAGCUAAACGCUCUCUGUCCUGUUUUUCAGACUUCGUAGGAAAACUUUUGGGGAUAUUUUUCCAGUCCAGAGGCUAAAACGUCAGGCUUUCUCCUUGGACAACGAUGAUUCCGACUCAAUCACCAACGAGUUUAUGACAAAUGAGCCCGAUCUUCACAGUUCGAGGGACCAGCACCUUCUUCUGCUCCCCAGGCUUGAACCCGUACCUUCUGUAGGCACGCAAGAAGAAGAGGUCUUCAGUGAAAAAGACCCUAUACAGUGCGAAAAUAGUGAGCUGUCUCCUUCAGAGGACCGAAUGCCGGUGAAAACGGUCACAGUUGUGGAACCCCGCUCAACAACUUCGCGGCCACAAAUUUUGAUAAAUUUGCAUGCCUCUAACUCCAAGGUAGCCAUUGGGGAGUCGAAGUCCACGGAGGUCCUUCAACUGAGUAACGAAGUGCAUGAGGACUUCCGCCAGCAGGCGGUAGUUAUAAGACGAAAUUCAUGCACCAAGGCCGCUGACUGUCUGCUCUCGCCUGAAACAGUUAAUAAGAAAUGCAACGAAUUCCUCAGCUGCCCAGGCUUAACGAUAGUUCGAACCAACAGCGAGCGAUGUUUUUGCGUUAGUCCAAUAGUAAGUGCAGACUUACUGAUAAUUGUUGUCAUUUAUACGUCAAACAAUAUAAUCGAUGCAGUAAUAAUUUUAGAUUGAAUAUUAGUUGGUUUUUUGAAAAAAAGAAAAUUGACAUUGUGCUGUAAAAGUUAUUUUCUUCAGAUAGCAUCUAAUGGUUGAUUUACAGCGAGUGACCGAUUUCGUGAAAUGUUGGCUGAAAUUCGGAAAUGCGUUUUUGAUUAGGAAGGAUUACAUAGGUGCGGUUGUAAUAAUGAUUAUCUUGCGGCAUAAUCCAAUAAUAUUUUGGACUCGGCAGGAUGUCGGCAUUUGAAUGCACUGAUUUUCAAACGCCCGUAGAAACCGUACUCGACAAGAAAUGACCACUUACGUAGCAUGCAUUUCACAUUGAUUUUCGGCAGUCUUGCAAAGUCAAACGUAUUUUAUAGAAACUACGAAAAAAUAUGCUCUUUUCAGUCGUCUGAUAGAGAUUUACGUCUAUUUAUAUUCGAUACUUGAAGAAGGAGUAUACUAAGCUUUUUAAAAUGUUUCUAAUUAUGAGAUUUGUAAGAACAUUUAGCGUCCAUUCAUACAGCAUCCCACUUAUCGUUUUACCACCACGCCCAUGAAAUAUACAACAUAGUCCGCAUUCAUCGCAAAAUCUUGUAGACUCCGCUUAUUAUCGUUUAAAAAGCAUAGAAGAAUAUGUGAUUUUCUUUACGCGAACGCAUGCGCAUUGUAGACUGAAAUGUCUGAACGCUAAUGCAACGACUGAUCAGGUUCCAAAUUAUUCAGGACUUAGAAAACAUUUUAAAAAGCUAAAUAUACUUCUUCUUCAAGUAUCGAAUAUAAAUAGACGUAAAUCUCUAUCAGACGACUGAAAAGAGCAUAUUUUUUCGUAGUUUCUAUAAAAUACGUUUGACUUUGCAAGACUGCCGAAAAUCAAUGUGAAAUGCAUGCUACGUAAGUGGUCAUUUCUUGUCGAGUACGGUUUCUACGGGCGUUUGAAAAUCAGUGCAUUCAAAUGCCGACAUCCUGCCGAGUCCAAAAUAUUAUUGGAUUAUGCCGCAAGAUAAUCAAUAUUACAGCCGCACCUAUGUAAUCCUUCCUAAUCGAAAACGCAUUUCAGAAUUUCAGCCAACUUUUCACGAGAUCGGUCACUCACUGUGGGCCCAGGGAGUUUUCAGUAAUAAAUCUUAAGUACGAGACUCUGACAGGACUACAGUUUUGACUUGGUGGCUCAGAAGGGAAAAUUUAAAUUUUUAUUUUGUCACAGUUUUUAUGCCUUUUCUCCAAGUACAAACUAUAUAACGGAAACAAUGGUCAGUGAAACAAUUUUGGAAUUAGUUACAUUAAUCAGGCUGUCAGGUACAUUGAAUUGGGAUAAAUAUUCAGCUAUGAGGCGCCUACUGGCAUGUGGAAGAAAGGGGUAACCAAUCAUAGCGACCCCCCGUUUAUCUUUCUAAUGCCUUGAAAUAGCAUGAAAGUCCUCUGUCAGAUCUUUGGACAGCAUUAAACGCGAGAAUAGCGAUGAUUUUAUUAAAACUCAAGACACCUGGUGGGAAAUCAAUAAACCAUCACAUCGACCCCACUACCUUAUAAAUAGCAGAAGAAAAUCGUUAUCAAAAUUUCGACCUCUAUUAUUGAUUUGGCAAUCUAACUUGAAGUCGUCGCUUGCUUUAUUGCUGUUUUCACCCCUGAUAAUCGACUCGUAUGAGUUUUGGACAUUAGCAUGUGGUUUCUUCAGUUAAACUAAUGCCAGAGAAAUUUGUUGGCGGUGCCUUGUCAUGAAGGUGGAGCAAUGUGCUUUCAAUAAUAGGCCAGACAUCUCUGAGUACAUUUCUGAGAUUUCGACUGAUUUUUUGUCUUGCAUGCCUACUGACGGUGACUUGAAAGGGAACUUACAGCAGUUUGCCUUUCAGGACCAAAACGCGCAAUAGAUAGCGUGGAAUGACCUUUUUGCAGAGAUAUGCCAUAGUUUCUCUUUAGUUUCGUUUUUGCUAAGACAGAAGACUUCCUAAACAGUAUGCUUGUUCACUGAUAUCGUGGAAAGGCUAGCAAAGUGCGUUAAUCGUAAAUAGUGUCAGCUUUUGGCACUUGUAAUGCCCUUUGAGCAAAUGACAUCAAAGUCAAUUAAAAAACAGUGCUUAGUCAUUCAUAGAAAAGUUCUGAGGCUUAUAAAACAACGAUAACACAAGUACGGUUCCCGCAGCUCUAGCUCGUACUCUUCCCUUGCAUUGCCACUUUGAUAGUAUGCUUGAUAAGUCACUUUCUGCAUGCUAUGUCAAUCAAAUGAUCCCACUAUGGAGUGACGCUUGACUAAUGAGUAUGUGGUGAUGACUGCAGUUACAACUGCACGAGUGAACUGGAACAAAAAUUGUUUAUUUGCUUGCAUGAAUACAGAUAUGUCACAUGGAUCUUAGUGUAAAACUUCCGCAUUUGAUGGUCCCAUUGGUUAAUUCGUUCAGAACCACGGACUUGACAGUCUUCAAAACUGGUUUUAACUUAUUUAUUAGGCAAUUUGCUGUUGGGCUCUUGCAAAUGAUUACUUGAAGGUGACGUAUUUCCCGUUUAAAUCGGUAUUUCUAGGAGUAAAAUCAAAAUAUUUUCAAAAAAUGACUAAACUUUUGAUGCAUUUACUGAUAUGUGUUCAUAUGAUGCGUUUUCAGGCUUCUGCAAACUCCUACAGCGAAUUAUGCAAGACAAACAGGCCGGCUAGCAGCUCCGUGGCUGCAUUGUGA